UCUGAUGAUUUGUUUUUGGUAGAAACCGAUGAAAUGGUUUACAAAUUCGGACCUUUCAAGUACAUAAAAUGCCUUUGAUUUUGGGCAUUUAUCAAAAACAGAAAGAGAGAGUUUAUGCACAACGUGAAUUUGUCGUUAAAUAUUUCCUCAAUUCAUCUGAAUAAUAAAAACAAGGAAGAACUUAACAAGUUCUCCAUUUGAAGCACGAUUCAUGAAAUGAAUGGUACAUCCAUUUCAAGGAAAAAUAAAAUUCAGUGCAAUCAAGUUGUUGUUGUGAGAACUUUCGGAUCUAUGUAAUCAGAGAUAUUUUGCUGUGCCAGUAUUGUACCAGCCGUAAACAACAGGAAGUAGUUCUAUAAUCCUUCGCCAAAACGUUUCUACGUACGGUUCUCUAACACGUUGGAAUAAAGUUCAUAUAAUAAGAAGAUACGGCAGGUUUACGUUUGCGAAUUCCUCUGUCAGUUAAUCCCAGGCUGACUCUUCCUUGACAUUGGCCAAUUGUAUAAAUAUGUCAGUGAACACCAACACCACUGUUUCAACCCACGCCAAUGGUUUGGUUUCUUUAUCAACGUCUAGUGCUUCUACAUCGGGUCCUCCACCAAAUAGUGUUUGGGAUCAAAUCUUAGAAAUCUUAGAAGAAAAUAAGGAAGUCUGGAUUAAAUCAGGCAUCGGGAUCGGCGGGUUUCUCCUUGGAAUCAUUCUGACAAUACUCAUAUUUAGAUGUAAAAGGAAAGGAGAUACAAAGGAGGUCAUCAACACUACCAGUAACGGAAAGGUCACUAAUGGCCGCACUCCAGAGGAAAUGGAUGAUAUUAUUCGUCAUUACAUAAGCGGCGCAAAUACUAUAAAGAAGCAAUGGGGAGAUACUGAAGACCAUCAUAUAUCACAACCUGUUGAUGACGUCAUAGGGGUGUCACGCAAUCCUGACGCACACGUCGCCGGCCAGAACCAGUACAUAGACCCAGUAUAUCCCGGACCAGACGUCCCAAACUCGGAGUACACCAACAGUGGCUUAGUACAGGACUACAGGGGCGACGAGGGUGAGCACCUGGUUGGAGACCCUGGUCUUGGCGAAAACUACUUCUACCUACAAAAAGACUUCGUCGAAGUUAACGGUCAUGACGUAGGAGUGACGUAUGGCACCGAAAAUGGCGAACAGUAUUCCGGUUUAAUGCAUGAUCAGUAUCAAUACGACCCACAGGAUGUGGGAACCCAGGGAGUUCAUCCUGACAAUUACUUCCUUUUACAAAAGGACUUUAUUCCGGCCUUGGAUAUAGAUUCGCAGGAUCAAAGCCAGGUUACAGUACUGUAGAUUAUUAAAGGGAUGUUACGCGUAAUUUACCUUUAAUUACUGUAGAAUGAAGGUAUUAUAUAUUAUAUGUUACACGUACAAUGUACAUGUACUUUUAUGACAAUGUUUCAUGCAGGAAUUGACGGUUUUUUUAAGAUCUGUAAUUAUAUACCUAGUUGUGCAAUGACUAGCAAAUCUUUAUUAAGAACAGCUAUUUUAGUCCAAUGUGUUAUGUUUGUUUAUUAGCCUUUCAUGGCAAAAACGUAUCUUUAGCUGUUGUUUCCAGAUCGAGUCAAAGCCACCCGUUACAAUAUAAGCAGAGGAAAAUGAAUUACAAACUUUUUCAUGUUAUUGAAAUACUCAGCUAAUAAUGUAACAUCAGAAUGUCCAGUGCUAUUGACAGAAGACAACACUACAAUGUGGACUAUGUAACUGGAGUCGGGGCCGGAGACAUCAUAGCGAUUACUUGGUCUCUAAUGCAAAAUAGUCUACUUCUACACAUGCAAUAAUUAUUACAUGAAACUGGCCACCAUGUGUUUACAGCCUCUACACAGUAUAUAUUCAACAUUCUUGACGUUUUAAUUUGAAAUUGAAUCUCGUUUUAUCAAACGCGGAAGCAGCCAAAUUUGGAGGCCAAAAACAUCUCCAACUCUUGUUCCCUCUCCAGACAACAAGUCUUUCAGAGGAUCCGGAGGAAGUGAUUUUAAAGCAUUCAUAUGGUUCCGUCUACACAGUACAUGUACAUGUACGUGUACGUGAACAAAUAGCUAACGAGGAGGAAACUAGAGAUUUGAACGCGUUGUUAUACAUACUAAAUGUAUCGGUAAUAGCUAGGAAGUUUUUACUCCUAUUAAUAUUUGUUUUUGCAACGUAAGUCCGUGUGCUUUCUUAUAAAGCAAUGACGUAUAUCAAAUGUUUCAAAAUAUACUGAAAAAUGUUAACUGCACUAAUAUUGUAAGAUGAAAUAUGUAGUCACCGUGGUGUAUUUUUACAUGUUUAUUUUACAUCACAUCAUAUAUCAUAUAUGCAUAAUAUGCAACUGAUAGACAUCAAUACCAUGUUUGCAAAUAUAUGGAAGCAGAAUCUACUUCAAUUUUUAGUUUAUUAAAAGAGUCAAAAUGUUGUGUAAAUCUGUGAAAAAUUCUUUGAAUAUACAUGUUAGAAAGUGAGGAAUAUGUAUGUGUCCAAUUUUUUUUCUUCAGAAUACUGUGUAGACAUUGAAUUAAUUUAUAUUCAUAACUCCAAAUUAAAAUAAAAUGUAUAGUUUUAAUUCCAUGUGAUGUUUACAUGAACUGAACAAGGUCCCAUUUUGGCACUGUUCCUAACGAGACAGGUAUCAGUACAUGGACCUCGAUUUUGUUUUGAAACUUGUGUUGUUUUAUUCUUAUUUCUUACUGCCUUAAUUAUACUCUGUUCCGAGUUUUUGCUUCCACCACUUUUUGCUUGAUAUUUCGAUAAUCAUAUAUACCUUUGUGCUCAAACUACGUUCAUCCACUAAUAUGAAAAAUGACCAGGUUAUCUGUUUUGAAACGCCCCCCCCCCCCCCCCACCACUUCAGGUUUCAAUACACAUCUAAAAAUAGAAAGUCUACGGGGAUCAUUGACUUGAAUUUGUUUAUUUUCCGAAAAAUGUUGUCACCAACAAUAAAAAGAAGAUAAAACAGGGUUUGUGAUGAUUAGAGACACCAUUGAUGUAAUCAGUUUUCUGAUAACUCAGGAGAGAGAGAGAGAGAGAGAGAGAGAGAGAGAGAGAGAGAGAGAGAGAGCAUUUGAAUAUUUCUAGAUUGGUUUGCGGCGUUUUCAUUUUCAAUAUUUCAUUAUUUAUAUAACACUUCCGUACGAGGUAUUAGAAUAAAUGUAGUUUGGUGAUGGAC
This is a messenger RNA of Magallana angulata, 3164 nucleotides long. RefSeq lists its product as uncharacterized. The record is from RefSeq and is a predicted model, not a curated record. Bases 509 to 1312 code for a protein of 267 amino acids. The transcript is spliced from 7 exons. Lineage: Eukaryota; Metazoa; Mollusca; Bivalvia; Ostreida; Ostreidae.